AUGAUGUCUAAGAAGUCGGUUGCCAGAGAUUUGAAUAGUCGCUUUUCAAACGCAGCAAGGCGUGCUUACUCGUCAAUUCCUGGUUUAAUUGACCGAAAUUCGGUCGGGCUCGCUGGUCCUUCACAGUUACCUCGCCCUUCUGCUAUUCAAAAUAGACCUAAACCAAAGGGUACAGCUCAUAUAACGAAUCUAAUUGAGUUUCUUACGAAAACCAACUUUGACGGUCAAAUUUCAUUGAAGGCCUUACAAAGUCCGAGUCAAAGGCUGGUCUUCUCAAUAUUCGGUCACAUCAUGUCGUGUUUCUCUCCCAAUUUCUAUAUUCCACAAGGAAAAGGUGAAUUAGAGGACUACUUUAUUAACACUUUGAAGUUGUUCGGUUGCCCAAUUCCUUUAAAACGAAGCACUGUACAAACUCCUGGCGCUCCACACUCUGCCUCUCAAAUCCUCUCUGCCCUGGACUGGCUUCGAGCCGAAUUAUCCGCAUCUGCAGAGAGACAGGAUGAAAUCUUCCUCAGUGAGGGCAAUGAAUCAGUACCAGCGAGUAAAAUUAUCUUCAGCAUGUAUCGAAAAUGCGUUGAGGCAAACUCACCUGAUCCACCAUUACAAAUUCGAGAGGAAUUUGAGCGAGAAAUCGCCAAGAGCUUCGGUUGUCGACCCGAGGAUGUGGAAGAACUAAGAGUUCAAUUGGCGGAACUCAGCAACAAGCCUUCCCUCUCGACUCUCAUUCAAGAGGAACGUGACUUGCGCUCCAACCUGGCUUCACUCGAGCGGGAAAUUGCCGAACAAAAUGAUCGUCUUCACCAACUUAAGAACCGUAUUCCAGAGGCUGAGAUGAAAGCCAACGCAUCUGCAGCUAAUCUACAAGCAAUUUGUUCUCAAGUUGGUGAGACGGCAACGGAAGUUGAGAACCUCGAAAAUCUUGUCGCUUCUCAACGAGCUCAAUAUGGAGACAUUGUCAACGCUUACCAGAAUCUCCAAGAGCGUUAUAAAGAUCGUUGUGCUGUACGCGAUGAUUUACUACGUCAAUUAGACGAACGUUCGAUCGAACUUGUUCGCAUGGACAAGCCCGUAGCACCGGCUCUGGAUGAAUACAACUCUCUCGCUGUUCGAAUGAGUGAUUCUUCCUUGCCUCAAUUAAAAAUGCGCACCUACUUGCAUACUUUCGACGCCCUCAAGGAGAUCCCUAUAAUCUGUUCCGAGUUGGCCGAAGUGCGUACAAAACUAGCUACUCUGGCAGAAAAAAGUCAGGGCGAAGCGGCAGGCAAACGUAAAGAGGCCGAGGCUCUUCGAGAAGAGUGUGUUAGCAUGCGGGAGCAGGUGGGUAAACUCGAACAUGCCAUAGAGGAGUCCAACAAACAGUAUGAAGAGUUCCAGCGUCAAGCUGCCAAGAGGAAGGAGGCCUUCAGCCAGUGGUUAAAGGAGACUGAAGUGGCUAUAGACGAGGCACGACAAUCGGCACUGGCGAAAAACGAGAAUAUAGAAAAGCUGCAAACGGAAAUUCAGCAAAAUACUAAAAACUAUGAAUAUUAUUUGGAUUUGAAUAAGAAAAUGAAGGCAUACGCUGAUAAUUAUGAAAAGGAGUCUGUGGAAUUGCUUCGUGAAGUAAUAAAACGUCUCGAAAUAAAAGCAGCACGAAGAAAGGCCGAGGAAACUGCAAUGAUGGAAGGUAUCUUAGAAUUGGAAUCGGAGUCCUCCCAACUAACUAACGAAUAUGAGUCUCUCCUUGAUGAUGUCAAAUCCUUGGCUAAUCGAAUGUCAAAAUACUCCAAAUAG
Messenger RNA from Rodentolepis nana, 1773 nucleotides. The record is from the annotation of a GenBank genome assembly. Lineage: Eukaryota; Metazoa; Platyhelminthes; Cestoda; Cyclophyllidea; Hymenolepididae.